AGCAGAGGGAGUGAGAGAGUGAGAGCACUUCCAGUCAGGGAUUUUCUGCUUGCACUGUACAUGACAGAAGCGUCAUUGUAGUUUUUUGCUGUCUGGGGGCAAGCAUAUGGAUACUGGGUUAUCUGGAUUUAAUAUCCGUUACGACAUUGUAUUGGUUUUCACCGGUUUCCCUGACACGUUUUUUUGUUUCUGGAAUAAACAUUUCGAAAGCUUGCUUGCCAGCAAAUGCUUUCUCUUCCGUCUUUUCUGAGGCUCUGCAAAUGUCAGUGGAAUAAUAUAACCCAGGAAGGGAAGCAGUGUUUCUGCAGUUUUCUUCAAAAAUACGUGAUAAAUAAUUUCGUCUGAUGCAUCCAAGACAGACACGCAGUUUCCCGAUGCUUGACUUUGAGGAAGAUAUAUUUUAAAGGAUAUCCAAAACUUGCUACUUUUCCAAGGAUCUUUGCUCGCUGCUGAAAGGGGCGUAUCGUUAGCUAAGAUCAAGCAUUCCUGACGCUUUUUUUAUUCUACAGCGGCAGACCACGUUCCUUGUCUGCACCAUGCUGUAAGUUCAUUUGCUGCUGAAAGUUGAAGUGAAUGGUGCAGUUUUGCAGCUCUACCACGAGCCGUUUCCUUAAUUAUAUUUAUGUGUUUGUUAUUAUUUUGCGUAUUUAAGAAUAGAAAGGCAUCGAUUUAUACUAAGACAACAUUGCUCCGUUCACUGCCGUGCUUUCUUUGAAGGUCAGAAAUACAACGCAGUUAAGCACUGUGAAAUAUUAUAUUGAUUCUUUUUUUAAUCGUCGUAACAAUUCGAAUAGCCUACUAUUUGGUCACUUUGUUCAUUCAAAUAGUUUGAAUUGAGCACCUUACUCGUGGAGCCAUGGACAUGUAUUUUGUGUGAAACUAUUGGUACAGGCUUUGUCAAACCUUUCCUAUACCGUGAUGGCAAACGAGAGUCCCUACGAUAAUCGGAAUAUAGUGGAAAAAUACAUAUAUCACAAACUAUUGAAAAAGGGGUAUGUAUGGGAAUUCCAAGAGGCCGGGGAAAACGAUUCUCCAAAUAACGGAUUAGCGGAUAUCUCCCCCUCCAACUCUCAAGUUCUGGCACGGCGAACCCAAGCUGCCACGGAUGGAGAGAACGUUUCCCCUUUUCCCAACCGACUCCAGCAACCCGACCCUCACGCCGCUCUGCAUCGUGUUUUGCGUGAAGCAGGGAAUGAAAUUGAAAGGAUGUAUCUUCGGGACUUUGCUGAAAUGUCAGACCAGUUGCAUUUCACACCAAACACGGCACAACGCAAGUUUACAGCGGUCGUUGAAGAACUGUUCAGCGAUGGAGUGAACUGGGGUCGGAUCGUGGCGUUCUUCGAGUUUGGAGGAACUAUGUGUGUGGAGAGUGUGAACCGCGAGAUGACGUCCCAGGUCGAUAGCAUUGCACACUGGAUGACGGAUUAUCUGAAUGGACCCCUUCACAUCUGGAUCCAAGAGAAUGGUGGCUGGGAUGCCUUCGUGGAGCUGUAUGGUCAGCAGAGAGAGUCAGUGUUCCACUGCUCCUGGCCGUACAUAAAGACGGUUUUUGGCUUGGCUGCCCUGGGGGCCGCGGGAGUCACCAUCGGAGCCUAUUUCACACAGAAGUGAAGAAGCCCAGGAGCUCCGUUGUCUUUCGAAGCACCACGCUGAAGAGCACCGGCCACCGGCCGUCACCCGGCACUCUCUCUCACGCACGCACACGCGCACACACACACGCGCAAGCACACAGCCCUUCCAAGCCUUCAGUGAUCCGACAUAGUCUCUGAAGCCUGCUGUGGCACAUACUGAGAAAGCAAAACACACACAUACAUACAUACAUGAAAAAGCAAAUCCACUGCCUUUAUGAAAAUGUUGCAAAAAAAGAAGAAAAGAAUAUGAAAAAAGUUAAGGGUUCUGUUGAACCAUGUGGUCAUGGGUUUUGAUGUGUUUUGUACUAUUUUUAGCAUGAGUCUGUGAUACAUGUAUGUAACUCUGGUGUGAAUGUACAUACUCUCUUACUCUUGGCCUUGCAGAGGGACUGUAGCAUGGCGGUUCUCCGUGCAUUCCCGCUCAUGGGAGGCUCAGGAGUUGCUGUGACUCUCCUUGUGGAGCUAAGUCAGAAAGUUUAGGUGCGGAGCGGGGGGGCCUGUUUGAACCUGGCGGUUCCCCCGUAGAGGACUCCGAGUUGAACGGCACAGAUGUUCUGAAUUUAUCAUUAAAGGGCUUGUUUCCGAUUUGCUGCAUGGAAAUGCCCAUAAUUUUCAAGUACAAAGAGCAUCGCUAAACUUUCCACGUUGGCUUUUGUGAGAGUUUUCAAUAACAGAACCCUCCUCUUUCUUACAUUUUUUUUUCUUUGUUGGUGUCAUCAUAGACAGUUCAUUUCUUUCAGAGUUUGGGAAGCGCUGCUUUACUCUCAAAGUUUCUGGGAUUUCUUCAUGCAUUACUUGAAUGUAUCUGUGCCAGUUUGAAACUCCUAGCUGGGUUCCCUCUCUCCUAACUCACUCACUUCAUGCGUUUUUGACCCGACUAACACAAAGUCCUGUUGAUCUGGACUGAUUUGUUGGAGUGGGAAGAUGACCAGCCAAUAAGCAAAAGGAGGAAAGUGAGGGACCAAUGCCCGCAAGAAGCUUCUGCGUUUUUUUCCUGCUGAGCAAUCUUAAAGAAAACCCCAUAGUUUUAACAUAAUUUUAAUAAUGAAUCUUCUGAAAUACUCAAAGCAGACUUGUGGAGACAGGCUAACUUACCAUUAUGCCGGAAACAUACCCUACGCAAGUACGCAAACGCAAAUGACAAUGCCUGAUUGUACAUACUUAACGUGCGCUCUUAUGUCCAAGUGGAGGUAUUAAACCCGAGUGCUCAAGCGGGCAAUCCAGGACAGUUGUGAAAGAAAAAAUCACAAUUUGAAGGGGCUAUAAUGCCCCUUGCUGCAAUGCUUGAAGAAUUGCAUUAUUUCAGGUGACCCAUUUUAGAAUGCGACAACGUGUUUAGAAACCAACUUUGCGUAGCUCAAAGCGUACUUAUGUAGGGUUUGUUGCGGGCCUUAGUACUCAAAACAAGCUAGUAGAGCCAGGCUAACCUUACCAUUAGUGCUCAAAACAUACUAGUGUGGCCAAGCUAACCUUAACAUUAGCACUCAAAACAAACUAGUGGAGUCUGGUUGACAUUACCAUUAGUGCUCAAAACAAACUAGUGUGGCCAAGCUAACCUUAAAAUUAGCACUCAAAACGAACCAAUGGAGUCAGGCUAACCUUACCAUUAGCACUCAAAACAAACCAAUGGAGUCAGGCUAACCUUACCAUUAGCACUCAAAACGAACCAAUGGAGUCAGGCUAACCUUACCAUUAGCACUCAAAACAAACCAAUGGAGUCAGGCUAACCUUACCAUUAGCACUCAAAACAAACCAAUGGAGUCAGGCUAACCUUACCAUUAGCACUCAAAACAAACCAAUGGAGUAAGGCUAACCUUACCAUUAGCACUCAAAACAAACCAAUGUAGUCAGGCUAACCUUACCAUUAGCACUCAAAACAAACCAAUGGAGUCAGGCUAACCUUACCAUUAGCACUCAAAACAAACCAAUGGAGUCAGGCUAACCUUACCAUUAGCACUCAAAACAAACCAAUGGAGUCAGGCUAAACUAAAAAGGCAACAAAAUGAGACCAUCAGUAAGGCUCUCUUUUUCAGAACCAGGUGAGUCUGGAUUUGGGAUUUAAGAAGGUAGUGAAGGUGGGUUUGAUAGGAGAGAAUUGGGGGGGGGGAGUGAGGGUAGUAGAGGGGUUGCUGGAUAAGGUGGAUGCCUGAGACAGAGGACACAGAAAGCGAUUGAGAGGGAGGGAAGGAGGGAGCGAAAUAGGGAAUGCAGACAGCUGCUAAUCAUCACGUUGCAGGCCCUGAUUAUGGAAAUGUGAGCAGACGAGAGCCAACCAGAGAGAACAGGGUGUUUAUUGAGCCCCGCUCCAGAUGAGGUUCAGGGGCUGACCUGGGACGGGUCCACAGUAAGCCCGCAGAGCUUCUGUCCACAGGUGCUCUCCGUCUGCCCCUCCCUCCGCUUCCCUUUAUCUUCCCUCCUUCCUGUCUUUGCGAUAGCGUUUCUGGUUUCAGGCCAGGCUCCCAGGUUCACCAGCGCUGUCGUUACCUGGGCGAUGCUGCUUCGGCCAAUAGCUGAAGGUUUCCAGCGGCCCAGCCCACCCAUUUGCCAAACGCCCCCUGUGAGCCCACAACCCCAGCUUCACUGCAUCUGUUCCUGAUAGACCUGGUCACCAACUCAAAUAUCAGACACUAUACCUGGUUUGGGCUACUGGUUCCAGCAGGGCUGAUCCACAGGCUCGACUGUGUCAGCGAUCCCCGUCUCUCUGGCGCUCGGGGCUGACCUGGCCUCGCCGUUUCUGCCCGGUGCCGGCAAUUUCCGUUGUUAUCGUCACUAAACGCUUGUUUGGGUGCUGCGAGAGGGCGAUUCGGACCCAAGGCUUCGCAGGAAGGUUGGAACGAGGUCAGGGUUUGAUUGCGAAACCUUGCUGCUUUCUCUUCUCUUUUUCUCUCCCUGCUGUAGACAGUUUGGGGGGGGGGGGGGGGGAUGUGGACUGCGGUGGGGGGGUUGUUUUACCGGAUGAGCCCAGACAGACAGACACCUGCUGCUGUGGGAUGGAUCUGUCCCAGUGCAGCAGGAGCAGGAAACAUAAUCCCGCCGCGCGCCUGGCCUGUCUGCGCCGCUUCCGCCCCGGGGACGGCCUGAUCGAUGGCCUGGUCUCUAAUAGCAACGGGGCCAGGCCGUGGAGGAGAGGGGCGCCGGGCACUGUCCCAUUUCGUGUGGUCGCUCCCUGGGUGCCGCACGCUAAUAUGGUUACUGUUUUGUUUCGGUUUUUUUUUUUACAUCAUGCGUGUUACUCGUCGACAGAGUCACGGUUGAUGCUGGCAGAUGUUUGGUGGGUAUGGCAGCGCGAGUGAGCUUGGGCGGCGGUUCUGAGUUCUUCUCCUUGGAGGGUUCUGGCGGUUCAGGGCUUUCGAGCGCAGGCGUUUCUGCAGGACCGGGCCUGUCUGUGGCCUCGUCCCCGCUCUCACUGUCUGACUUGGUUUAACUUCUCACUUCCUUUAAAUCAUAUUUCUGAACAUUUCUUUAAAUCCCAGCUGAAAGUUAAAUUUGCUAUACUUAAGAGUAAUUUGUGCUUUUUUUGUUGUGUUUUUGGGGGGUUGGGAGGGGGAUGGGGGGAUUAGACAGGUUAAUUAUUGGAGGAAAUUACUCUCUAUCUGGGAGUGGAAUUUUACACAAUAAUUUUUCUUUCUGUGUGACUUGACUGUGCAUGAAUUUGACUAAUAGACUGUUUGUAUUUCUUACUGUUCCUCAGUCACCUUAUAGCAAUGAUAGCACCGUCAAAGACAGUAGACUAAAUAUACCACUUCAUUCUGUUUCCCCAGAAUUUAAAUGGUGUGGUCAUGUUUUUUUCUCUUGCUGUUGUUUCUGCAUUUAGUGUAGCUAACUGAUGUCUUGCGACAUUUUAUCACUGCCCAUCACUUCUUACAAGUUUACAUCUGCGUAUUCACAUAUUAUGGAAAGUAUAAAAAAAUGAUAUACAUGUUAACUAAGGUUUGCCGAGCUCCUUGUUUAUGUGUUUUAAUUUAUUUUAAGGUACCAAAAUACGCAUUAACUUCUCUGACAGCACCAAACUAUGGAACGUGAGCACUUACUCUGGAUAUUCACUUAUGAGAUGGAGGCGGGAGGUGCUGGACACAUGGAAGUCUCCCACAGACUGUUCUGAAAUAUUAUUUUUUGUUUGUGAGUCUUGGAAUUCGCACUAUAGCAAUGAGUAGUUAUUUGCAGCUGCUGAUAUAAAUGAACAACAUUGACUGCGUCUUUAGGACGAAAAAGGAUGAAGACAGGUGUUUUUUUAUAAUGUUUAAAGCUGCUGCUUACGAUGUGGAAUUACAGCUAAAAUACUGCCACCACCGGAGCAUUGUGUCUGUCCUUACUGUUCAGGAAAAAAAAAAACAUACAUACAAAAAAAACAAAAAAAAAAAAACAAAAACAUGAUGUCUCAUAGACGUAACCUCUUGUACCCAAAUGUUUCCUGCUUUUUCUUCAAAAGCAAUAUAAUGGCAAGGGGGGGGGGGGGGGCUUGAAGGAAGAGGAGAGCUUCGCAACUGACGCCUUUUAUUUCCAUGGAAUGAAUCAACGAGGAAAAAAGACUCAAGUGUUACGACGUGGGUCACGGACACAGGAGCAGUGCUGCGCUCUUUUAAGGAGGAUCUUUUGUCGAGGGGCGAGGCGGUGCUCUCCCUGAGCGGGAACUCUUCACUGAACGGAGAGGCCGUGCACUAAAGGAUGCAGGCAGGAACCUUGUUUUGGCGUCCUUUACAGGGAGAAGGAUGCACACACCCAGACACAGGACCCAGUGAAAAGGGGUCUCGUGGUGGAGUCCGCCCCUUGCCGCUGCACGGUUUGUGUUCUGGGGGUGGGGGGAUGAAAGAAAGAGCUACGUGUGCAGAAAGAAUCUCUGAACCUUUUUAUUUCAUUUUAAACUUUAUUUCUCUCCUACUUCAAGGAUGUGACUACAUUCUGUUAAGAGGGAGCCUUCAGAAAGAGAGAGGGGUGUGAGGAAUUCCAUAGGAAGGGUUGUUACGAUAGGCGAUGAUGAUAGAAGAUGUACAUAUGUAUAAAGGUGAAUGUAGAGCAUGCUGAUUGGUCUCUUCAGAAUAUAAAGUGGCCGGGCCAUCGAAGGGCAGUCUUCAGGGAGGUGUCGGCUGGCCCAUAGCUAUCUCUUUAAACAGCAGCCGUAGUUUUGUAGUUUCAGCCGCGACCCGCGGUUCGGGUCACGUGUUCUGUCGCGCGUCGGCCCUGUCUCGUCAAAAACGUCUGCAUUGAUGAAUGUCGAGUGUUUCGUCUUACGCAAACUGAUUUAGUCAAGCAUUUAAAAAAAAAAAAAAAAAAAAUUGCCUCAGUUUGUGUUGCUGCACUUAAGACGCCGAUCUGUUCCGAUUCAUAGCUUCUGUCCUCCUUUUUGAGUUUGUGUUUUUUGUAUUCGUCCCAUUACAUUGUCUAUGACUGGAUUAAAAUGGGCUCCCUUGAGUUGCCUUUCAUUUGCACAUGCAAGCAGGUAUAUUUAAAACAGAUUAGCUAUGACCGGCUAUCUUAAAGUAGCAUUCAGAAACUGUCAUUCAGAAAUGUUUUUUUAAAUUUUUGACAGCCGUCUCCCAUAAUACACAGCACAGGAGCACAACCCCUGGAGGGCUGGUGUGUGUAGGUUUUUGUUCCAAUAACAUAUUGCAGCUUCAUUUCUGAAACAGUUGCAUAUGCGAUGCUGGUUAACUCCUGCGUCGGACCACAGUAAAAUCUUUUCACCAAGAAUACAUCAUAGAUAUUAUGUGCAGGCUGGGGCUGUAGCUCUGCUUUGACUUAGUCAAAGAACUUUUAUCAAACAAACGAUUGGGCUAAUCGCAUAAUAAGGAGCCAAAGCUGGCAUGAAAUGGGCCAUCAGUAGAGGUUUUUAAUGUCCUUUACCAAUACUGAAGGCCUUUCCAUCAGUUUCCAUUAUUCAGCUUUGCAUUUCUGCCCCGUGAAAAGAGAGGUGACCUUUAGAAUGAUCGUGAUUAAAAAAUAAUCAUAGAACAUGUUUUUUUAAAAUAUUUAACUAGACUAAUUACUAUUCAAAUUGCUAUUAUAUAAGCUGAAAUAUUAAAGUUGAGGGUGCCAGGCUGAAAACAGUGCAGGUUACUCUGAUGACAAGAAAAUGAUUAAUUCACUGCAGUGUCGGGGGAAACGUUCCGAUUCCUCGCCAAGAACAAAAGCAAGGCUUUCACAGGAGGAGGCAGCUAAGAGUAUCCGUGCUCAUCGUCUGUUAAAUCUGACAGUAUCAAUUUUCUUUAAACAGAAAAAGGGCACAGAAACGGUUAUUUAUAUAAAAUUAAGGGGGUAAUAUUUUACAUUCGGAUAUUAAUUAUUUAUUCCCAGAGUAGCACACAUUGAUUUUUUUUAUUAAACAAAUUUGUAUCAUUAUUUUUAUUUGUGUUAAAAAUUUAGGAUUGGUGAGCUGCUUUAUAAUAAUAUUCAGAGCUUAUAUUAAUUUUCAUUUUAAUUGUAUAAUUAUCUGUAUUCUGAAUGUCUCUUCAGUCUUGUCACUUUCCAUUGUAGUAUUCUAUAAAAGCCUGCAUUAUUCUGUAAGAUAUACAAUUUCUACCAGUUUUGAUUGCAAUUUUCUUGUUCUGUCAUCUUGCAAAUCAUGAGUUUAAAUGUUUCCUUUUCUCUAUAUAAUGUAUCCAUGUCAUAAGCUAUUAGAAAUGUAUUCAAAUUAAAUGAAACUUGGCCUUCUAA
Anguilla rostrata (American eel) is the source of this 8282-nucleotide messenger RNA. Its product is annotated as apoptosis regulator Bcl-2-like. NCBI's taxonomy places the organism in Eukaryota, Metazoa, Chordata, Actinopteri, Anguilliformes, Anguillidae. The coding region runs from base 919 to 1611 and encodes 230 amino acids. The record is from RefSeq and is a predicted model, not a curated record. Gene Ontology annotation, biological process: intrinsic apoptotic signaling pathway in response to DNA damage; extrinsic apoptotic signaling pathway in absence of ligand; negative regulation of intrinsic apoptotic signaling pathway. The transcript is spliced from 2 exons. Gene Ontology annotation, cellular component: mitochondrial outer membrane. Gene Ontology annotation, molecular function: protein heterodimerization activity; protein homodimerization activity.